AUGGCGAAAAGCCAUCAAAAUACUGAUUCAAAAUACACAUCUUUCACUGGACACCGCAAAUGGGUGCGCGCAGCAAAAUUCAGCCCUAAUGGUAAGUUAAUUUCAGCGUGCGGCGAUGACAAGUUAAGAAUUUGCGAUACAUUUUCGGGCGAAUGUGUGCGAACGCGAGCUAAUACAGUGCAUUCGUCGCCGGAGAAUGAUGUUGCAUUUCACUCAAGUGGAAAUUUCUUGGUGACUGGCGGCGAUGACGAUACAAUAAGAUUGCUUGAUUUAUUAGAAGGUCGACCAAUUUAUACACGUUGCUCGUUUGGAAAUCUAAUUUGCAUACAUUUGAUGCCAAUAGCUCUCGCAACAAACAAGCCAGUUCUCAAAGAGUCCAAAUUGAGUUUAGUCAUGCAACAGCUCCACAUAACUCCGCCAUAGACACACCAGUUGCUGCAGUACCAAAAAGCUGUGAUGACAGUAUUUUAAUUGAUCCACGACAAUCGGUGGCAUAUGAAAUGCGUGAUAGAAAUUUUCUGGUGCUUGAUAGCCAAUAUACUACAAGAGUGCAACACUACAAGUGAAAUGCUGUGAUAGUAAUUUUUCUUAAAUUUCCAUCUU
This is a messenger RNA of Rhagoletis zephyria (snowberry fruit fly), 603 nucleotides long. RefSeq names its product POC1 centriolar protein homolog. Gene Ontology annotation, molecular function: protein binding. Gene Ontology annotation, biological process: cilium assembly. NCBI's taxonomy places the organism in Eukaryota, Metazoa, Arthropoda, Insecta, Diptera, Tephritidae. Gene Ontology annotation, cellular component: centriole; ciliary basal body. The record is from RefSeq and is a predicted model, not a curated record.